GUGUGGCUGCAGACGUCCCACCUGCACACCCUGUUCGGAUGCAGCCGUCCACCCAGCCGAGCUCAGCUGAGCCGCCGACGCCACGGGCAGUUUGUCUGCUUGAACGCCGCCGCCGUCAGACACAACAGUUCACAGAUCCCACCUGAUGAAGGGGUUACAGCAGCUCCAGUGGAGUUCCUCAGCAGUCCUCCUGUCCUGGACUCGUCCUCCGUGUCUCUGCCUGCUGAUGUCWUCGCAGCAGCAGCACCUGAGCAGAUCACAGCUGAAACUCUUUCCAUGGCAACCUCAGCAGCAGACACUUUAACUCUUCCUGCUUCUGGCCCCGCCCCUGCUCUGACCCCGCCCCUCGUCGAGCAGGUGGCUGAGGCCGCGCCGACCGCGGCCGACGUCCUGCAGGCCGUGRCRGCGGAGCCUCGGCUGGUAGAACUGGGUCUGGGCAGUUACACACCCAGCGGUCUGAUCCAGAAMUUKUUGGAGUCCUUACACCUGGAUYUGGGCCUGCCCUGGUGGGGGGCUAUCGCUGUAGCGACGGUUCUGAUCCGUUUGGCCCUGUUUCCGGUCAUGGUGAAGGGCCGGCGAGAGGCGGUCAAACUCAACAACGUCCGGCCCCAGUUCACUAACCUCACCGACAAAAUGAAGGAGGCGGAACAUAGUGGAAACCAAUUCGAAYUCGACAAAGCGUACUCUGAUCUAAAGCUGUUCAAGAAGAAGCACGACCUGAAUCUUUUAAGUGGUUCCCUGGUUCCUUUAGUGCAGACUCCAGUCUUCUUGUCCUUCUUCACCGCCCUGAAAGGAAUGACGAACCUGCCGGUGCCCAGCCUGCAGACAGGAGGCACUCUGUGGUUCACAGACCUGACGGCAGCAGAUCCGUUCUACAUUCUUCCUCUGGUCGUCACAGGAACCAUGUUCUUGGUCGUGGAGCUCGGUGCAGAGUCUGAUAUCGACAUACCUGAAAUGCAAACCAUGAAGACGGUGUUUAGGAUCAUGCCUUUCAUCAUUUUACCUUUCAUCAUUAACUUCCCCACGGCCAUGUUCACCUACUGGGCCACCUCCAACAGCUUCUCUCUGAUUCAAGUGGCUCUGCUCAAACACCCGGCAGUCAGAAAGAAGCUGAGGAUCCCCGAAAAGAUCAAACACACAGAAACAGCCAUG
This is a messenger RNA of Austrofundulus limnaeus, 1152 nucleotides long. It is a transcript of the gene oxa1l, whose product is annotated as OXA1L mitochondrial inner membrane protein. Gene Ontology annotation, molecular function: membrane insertase activity. Gene Ontology annotation, biological process: protein insertion into mitochondrial inner membrane from matrix. Gene Ontology annotation, cellular component: mitochondrial inner membrane. The record is from RefSeq and is a predicted model, not a curated record. Lineage: Eukaryota; Metazoa; Chordata; Actinopteri; Cyprinodontiformes; Rivulidae.